Messenger RNA from Actinia tenebrosa (Australian red waratah sea anemone), 1033 nucleotides. RefSeq lists its product as uncharacterized. Gene Ontology annotation, molecular function: Notch binding. Lineage: Eukaryota; Metazoa; Cnidaria; Anthozoa; Actiniaria; Actiniidae. The record is from RefSeq and is a predicted model, not a curated record.
UCAAUGAACAUCUCAAAAUGAAGUAUCUUCAAUUUACUUUAUUAACUUUAACCGUUAUGUUCCCAUACUUUCAGGCCGAAACCAAAGAACAAAACACUGGGUAUUUCGAGAAAGUGGAAGGCUAUGUUCUAAARGCAAAGGCUUUAAAAGAAAACAAAGUUCGCUCGGAUUUUGAAUGUGGUUUAAGGUGUGCACGAUACGAAGAAUGUUCUUCGUUUAACUAUGCUUUGAAGGCAGAUAAAGAGGGAUUACACUUUUGUCAACUACUCAAAACAAAUGAACAUGAAAAUCACGAGUUGUUUAGUGACAGCACAGAGUUCCAUUACUUCAGGCGACUAAAGUUAACAUGUGAGAGUCAAACGUGUCUUAAUGGUGGUACGUGCACAAGUGCCGCAGGUGAAGGUUCCAAUUACACGUGUAUUUGUCCACCCGGGUUUGUGGGAGACAAUUGUGAAACAGGUAAAUGGAUCAAAUUCAACAAAUCCCCAGUAGUCGUCGGCACUACAACCGAGCGGCCAGGAACAUUCAACAUUACACUAGAUGGAUACCUCAUCACGAUCAAACUAGUUUACAUCUCAGGGUAUGUUACACGCUACAAAGACAAACCAGAAACGAGAAGCCAUUGGUAUACCAACGCGCAAAACACAGGCCUGCCCUUACCAGAAUUAGGGAUACUUAUCGCUGAUAAAAACAGAAAUUUGGUUCUCCCAGAAAAGAAAGAUUUGAAUGAGGAAUCCCAGUAUAGCUACGCGAUAMCAGGGUACGACACCAUGUCGCCUGAAAUUGUGUAUAAAAAUUUCGCCACUCCUCGAAAGGUGAAAGCGUUUGAUAGGCUUGACAUAUGGUAUAGGCAGGAUUAUAUUAAUUUUUAUGAACUCUACUGCGAUGGCACUCUUGAAGUUGAUGUGUAUGGUCUAUAUGUUUGAGAACAGACACACCAAAUAGACCUUGCUCGUUGUGGUCCAAUAUUUUUCCAUUUCAGACCACGUGCCAUUCCCUAGAGUAUCAUUUCUUUGUUUAACUUGGGCGUAAU